Jaculus jaculus (lesser Egyptian jerboa) is the source of this 3989-nucleotide messenger RNA. RefSeq names its product ATP binding cassette subfamily B member 4 (gene Abcb4). Gene Ontology annotation, cellular component: membrane. The coding region runs from base 84 to 3929 and encodes 1281 amino acids. The record is from RefSeq and is a predicted model, not a curated record. Gene Ontology annotation, molecular function: ATP hydrolysis activity; ABC-type transporter activity; ATP binding. Gene Ontology annotation, biological process: transmembrane transport. NCBI's taxonomy places the organism in Eukaryota, Metazoa, Chordata, Mammalia, Rodentia, Dipodidae. The transcript is spliced from 28 exons.
CAAAGUCCAGGUCCCGGGGCGCAGCGACCGCGCGCCCGCCCCGCGGCCACUGCAGAGAGGCGCGCGCGAGGGCCGAGGCUGAUAUGGAUCUGGAAGCGGCGAGGAAUGGAACCCCCGGGUUCUCCAGGACAGCGGGCGGCGACUUUGAACUGGGCAGCAGCAGCAACCAAGAUCAAGAAAAAAUGAAGAAAGUGAGUUUGAUUGGACCAUUGACACUGUUCCGAUACUCUGAUUGGCAGGAUCAACUGUUUAUGCUACUGGGCACCAUGAUGGCCAUAGCUCAUGGGUCAGGUCUUCCCCUCAUGAUGAUCAUAUUUGGACAGAUGACAGAUAAGUUUGUUGGUCAUACUGGAAAUUUUUCCUUGCCAGUGAAUUUUUCACUGUCGGUGCUAAAUCCAGGAAGAAUUCUGGAAGAUGAAAUGACUAGAUAUGCAUAUUACUACUCAGGGUUAGGAGCGGGAGUUCUUGUGGCUGCCUAUAUACAAGUUGCAUGUUGGACUUUGGCAGCUGGCCGACAGAUUAAGAAAAUUAGGCAAAAGUUUUUUCAUGCUAUUCUACAGCAAGAAAUAGGCUGGUUUGACAUCAAUGACACGACUGAACUCAACACACGACUAACAGAUGACAUCUCCAAAAUCAGUGAAGGAAUUGGUGACAAGGUUGGAAUGUUCUUUCAAGCAAUAGCCACGUUUUUUGCAGGAUUCAUAGUGGGGUUCAUCAGAGGAUGGAAGCUCACCCUUGUGAUAUUGGCCAUCAGCCCUGUCCUGGGGCUCUCUGCAGCUGUUUGGGCAAAGAUACUCUCUGCGUUUAGUGACAAAGAACUAGCUGCAUAUGCAAAAGCGGGUGCCGUGGCUGAAGAGGCUCUGGGGGCCAUCAGGACUGUAAUAGCUUUCGGGGGCCAAAACAAAGAGCUGGAAAGGUAUCAGAAACAUUUAGAAAAUGCUAAACAAAUUGGAAUUAAAAAGGCUAUCUCAGCAAACAUUUCUAUGGGCAUUGCCUUCCUGUUAAUCUACUCAUCAUAUGCACUGGCCUUCUGGUAUGGAUCCACUCUAGUGAUAUCAAAAGAAUAUACUAUUGGAAACGCAAUGACAGUCUUCUUUUCAAUUCUAAUUGGGGCUUUCAGUGUAGGCCAGGCUGCCCCCUGCAUCGAUGCUUUUGCCAAUGCAAGAGGAGCAGCAUGUAUGAUCUUCAAUAUUAUUGAUAAUAAUCCUAAAAUUGACAGUUUUUCAGAGAGAGGACACAAACCAGACAACAUCAAAGGAAAUUUGGAGUUUAGCGAUGUUCAUUUUUCCUAUCCAUCUCGAGCUAACAUCAAGAUCCUGAAGGGACUCAACCUGAAGGUUCAGAGUGGGCAGACAGUGGCCCUUGUUGGGAACAGUGGCUGUGGGAAAAGCACAACUGUACAGCUGCUGCAGAGGCUCUAUGACCCCACAGAGGGUACGAUUAGCAUUGAUGGGCAGGAUAUUCGGAACUUUAAUGUAAGGUAUCUGAGGGAAAUAAUUGGAGUGGUGAGUCAGGAGCCAGUACUAUUUUCUACCACAAUUGCUGAAAAUAUUCGUUAUGGCCGUGGGAAUGCAACCAUGGAUGAUAUAAAGAAAGCUGUCAAAGAAGCCAAUGCCUAUGAGUUUAUCAUGAAAUUACCACAGAAAUUUGACACUCUCGUUGGAGACAGAGGGGCCCAGCUGAGUGGUGGACAAAAACAGAGAAUUGCCAUUGCCCGUGCCCUGGUUCGCAACCCCAAGAUCCUCCUGCUGGAUGAGGCCACUUCAGCCCUGGACACAGAGAGUGAAGCUGAGGUCCAGGCAGCUCUGGAUAAGGCUAGAGAAGGGCGGACCACCAUUGUGAUAGCGCAUCGACUGUCUACAGUCCGAAAUGCUGAUGUCAUCGCCGGGUUUGAGGAUGGAGUCAUUGUGGAGCAGGGAAGUCACAGUGAACUGAUGAAGAAGGAAGGAGUCUACUUCAAACUUGUUAACAUGCAGACAUCAGGAAACAAGAUCAUGUCAAAAGAAUUUGAAGUUGAAUUAAAUGAAGAAAAAGCUACUAGUUGCAUGGCUCCAAAUGGUUGGAAAUCUCACAUAUUUAGAAAUUCCACUAAAAAAAGCCUUACAAAUUUACGAAAUCAUCGGAAUAGGCUUGAUGCAGAAAGCAAUGAAGUUGAUGCAAAUGUGCCACCAGUAUCUUUUCUGAAGGUCCUGAAACUGAAUCAAACAGAAUGGCCCUACUUUGUCGUGGGAACCAUCUGUGCCAUUGCCAAUGGAGCACUGCAGCCAGCGUUUUCCAUCCUCUUGUCAGAGAUGAUAGCUAUCUUCGGGCCAGGAGAUGACACCAUGAAACAGCAGAAGUGUAACAUGUUCUCAUUGCUUCUGCUGGGUCUGGGGAUUCUUUCCUUUUUCACUUUCUUCCUUCAGGGCUUCACAUUUGGGAAAGCUGGUGAGAUUCUUACUACCAGGCUGAGGUCAAUGGCCUUUAAAGCGAUGCUGAGGCAGGACAUGAGCUGGUUUGAUGAUCAUAAAAAUAGUACUGGUGCACUUUCUACCAGACUCGCCACAGAUGCUGCCCAAGUCCAAGGGGCCACAGGAACCAGGUUGGCUUUAGUUGCACAGAACAUAGCCAACCUUGGGACUGGUAUUAUUAUAUCACUUAUCUACGGUUGGCAACUAACCCUUUUGCUAUUAUCAGUUGUUCCAUUUAUUGCUGUAUCAGGAAUUGUUGAGAUGAAAAUGUUGGCUGGAAAUGCCAAAAGAGACAAAAAAGAACUGGAAGCUGCUGGAAAGAUUGCAACAGAGGCAAUAGAAAAUAUUAGAACUGUUGUAUCCUUGACACAAGAAAGCAAAUUUGAAUCAAUGUAUGUUGAAAAACUAUAUGGGCCUUACAGGAAUUCAGUAAGAAAGGCACAUAUCUACGGAAUUACGUUCAGCAUCUCACAAGCAUUCAUGUACUUUUCCUAUGCUGGUUGUUUUCGAUUUGGUGCUUAUCUUAUUGUGAAUGGACAUAUGCUCUUCAAAGAUGUUAUUCUGGUGUUCUCAGCGAUUGUGUUCGGUGCAGUGGCUCUAGGGCAUGCUAGUUCAUUUGCUCCAGACUACACUAAAGCCAAGCUGUCUGCAGCCCACUUGUUCUGCCUGUUUGAGAGACAGCCUUUGAUUGACAGCUACAGUAGAGAGGGUGUAUGGCCUGAUAAGUUUGAAGGAAGUGUGACAUUUAAUGAAGUCAUGUUCAACUAUCCCACUCGGCCAAACGUGCCAGUGCUUCAGGGGCUGAGUCUCGAGGUGAAGAAGGGUCAGACGCUGGCCCUGGUGGGCAGCAGUGGCUGUGGAAAGAGCACAGUGGUCCAGCUCCUUGAGAGGUUCUAUGACCCCCUGGGUGGAAGAGUGCUCAUAGAUGGUCAGGAAGCAAAGCAACUGAAUGUGCAGUGGCUCCGAGCACAACUGGGUAUCGUGUCCCAGGAGCCCAUCCUGUUUGACUGCAGCAUCAGCGAGAACAUCGCCUAUGGAGACAACAGCAGGGUCGUGUCGCAUGAUGAGAUCGUGAGAGCAGCCAAAGCUGCCAACAUACACUCUUUCAUCGAGACAUUACCCCAUAAAUAUGAAACAAGAGUGGGAGAUAAAGGGACACAGCUCUCAGGAGGUCAAAAGCAGAGGAUUGCUAUUGCACGGGCCCUCAUCAGAAAACCCCAAAUCCUGCUGCUGGAUGAAGCUACAUCAGCUCUGGACACUGAAAGUGAAAAGGUUGUUCAGGAAGCCCUGGAUAAAGCCAGAGAAGGCCGCACCUGCAUUGUGAUUGCUCACCGUCUGUCCACCAUCCAGAAUGCAGACCUAAUAGUGGUGAUUCAGAAUGGCAAGGUCAAGGAGCAUGGCACCCACCAACAGUUGCUGGCACAGAAAGGCAUCUACUUCUCAAUGGUCAGCGUCCAAGCUGGCACAGAGAAUUUAUAAACUCUUAUUAUAGUGUUAUCUUAAAAUAAAUAAAAUCAUUCACAAAUUUUGCUUGUAAAA